AUGAGCAUCCGCACGUACGUCCUGAACGACCUCUCCGCGGAGGAGCGGGUCGAGAUCUUGAAGCGCCCGCGCGUGGACUUCUCCUCCAUCCUCGGCACGGUCGCGCCGAUCGUGGACGCGGUCGCGACGAGAGGCGAUGACGCGGUGCGAGAGUACACGUCCAAGUUCGACGGCGUCGACCUCGAGGACGUCGUCGUGCGCGUGAGCGACCUCCCGGACCCGGUUCUCGAGGACGACGUGCGCGCCGCGUUCGACGUCGCGUACGAGAACAUUCACAAGUUCCACGCCGCGCAGAAAGAGCUCGCGGACGUGGACGUGGAGACGAUGCCGGGGGUGCGGUGCCGCAGAGUGUCGCGGCCGAUCGGCGCCGUCGGUCUGUACGUCCCCGGUGGGACCGCGGUGCUGCCGUCCACGGCGUUGAUGCUCGCGGUGCCGGCGGCCAUCGCCGGGUGUAAAUCCAUCGUCCUCGCGACGCCGCCGAUGAAGAACGGGGAGAUCGUCCCGGAGGUUUUGUACGUCGCGAAGAAAGCGGGGGUGACGCACAUCUUGAAAGCCGGCGGCGCGCAGGCCGUGGCCGCGAUGGGCCACGGCACGGAGACGUGCCCCAAGGUGGAUAAGAUCUUCGGACCCGGGAAUCAAUUCGUCACCGCGGCGAAGAUGACGCUGCAGAACAGCGAGGCGAUGGUGUCCAUCGACAUGCCCGCGGGGCCGUCCGAGGUGCUCGUGAUGUGCGACAAGGACGCUAACCACGACCACGUCGCCGCGGACUUGUUGUCGCAGGCCGAACACGGGCCGGACUCGCAGGUUGUCCUCGUCGUGACCCCGGACGUCGACCUCGACGGCAUCUGCGCCGCGGUGUCCAAACAAGCCGCAGCGCUGCCCAGAGCGGAGAUCACCGCGAAGGCGCUGACGCACUCGUACGCGGUCGUCGUGGACGAUCUCGCGGCGGCGUGCGCGUUUAGCAACUCCUACGCCCCGGAGCAUCUCAUCGUGAACGUGGAAAACGCGGAGGCGCUGCUCCCGGAUUUGGACAACGCCGGGUCGAUCUUCUUGGGGCGGUACACCCCCGAGAGCGUCGGCGACUACGCGAGCGGGACGAACCACGUGUUGCCGACGUACGGGUACUCGCGGAUGUACAGCGGCGUGAGCUUGGACUCGUUCGUGAAGUACAUGACCGUCCAGGAGCUCACGAAGGAGGGGUUGGACGUCCUCGGCCCGUCCGUCGCGACGAUGGCCGCGGUGGAGGGGUUGGAGGCGCACAGGCUCGCGGUGACGCUUCGCCUGGGGAUCGAGUGA
This is a messenger RNA of Micromonas pusilla CCMP1545, 1296 nucleotides long. RefSeq lists its product as uncharacterized. Bases 1 to 1296 code for a protein of 431 amino acids. The record is from RefSeq and is a predicted model, not a curated record. Gene Ontology annotation, cellular component: cytoplasm; chloroplast stroma; cytosol. Lineage: Eukaryota; Viridiplantae; Chlorophyta; Mamiellophyceae; Mamiellales; Mamiellaceae. The transcript has a single exon. Gene Ontology annotation, molecular function: histidinol dehydrogenase activity; metal ion binding; NAD binding. Gene Ontology annotation, biological process: L-histidine biosynthetic process.